Molecule: messenger RNA, 780 nt
Organism: Psilocybe cubensis
Lineage: Eukaryota; Fungi; Basidiomycota; Agaricomycetes; Agaricales; Agrocybaceae
Exons: 4
Coding region: 1-780 (259 amino acids)
Source: RefSeq, a predicted model, not a curated record
AUGGCUAGCCUCAUACCUUCCGUACUUGAAGUCGUAGCAAGCAUUGACGUUACAGCACCUUCCGUCAAUGAAAAAUCGACAAGUCAAAGCAAUAACGUCGGUUCCAAUGGCUCAACAUCACCAAUUCAAACAUUUUUCUCCAGUUCUUCUUCAGACUUCAUAUUUCCGGCUAAUAUGAGUUUUGACUAUCCCUCAAGUAACGACCCCAUCGUACCUCUCGAUCUAUUUCCAUUUCAUCAAGAAUCACCAUCCCGAUCGGAUAAGAACAUGAUUCUCCCGGACGGUUUUGGAGCAUUCUAUGGAACUGGAAACGAACCGAAUACGGUAGAAUUCAGUGUGAAUAGCAACUCCUCUCAGAACCUGCCUUCCCAGCCUGCAUUCACGGAAUUCCCUAUUGCACGGGACCAUAGCGACAAUCCAUAUGCCCCUAGUAUCAGUAGUUCUAUGAAAUUGGAUAGUACGCAUUACAGAUAUGCGCCGGAGCCUAUGGAAGUCAGCGUGUUUGACAACCCACCUCAAAAUUUGCUGUCGGGAUUCACUCCAAGAAAAGUGAAACAGAGAGGCAAGGCAAAUCUGAGAUUACCUACAUCCUCACAGAAAGGUGUAGCAGCAGAUGUCAUAUUGUGUGUUUGUCAACAACGCUGGGUAGAUGGGAAGCGAGGGCCGGUGGAGACCUAUACAGGGCCACCGAAAACUCCAGGGCGAGGCUACCGUUCUGACCUGGCAAGCAGGUCGGUGGAGCUUUGGAGACAGUCAAUGGCUGCAUCAGACGCCAUUUAG